AAAAUCAUAUUGUUUUCUCCCUCUUGAGUUCUUGACGCAAAACAAUCAAGAGAGGGGCACAGCGAAACGCCAUGGGAGAGGAGAAGGUGAAAACAGAAGCCAUGCAGAUAAUAGACUCGUUUCAAAUCUUGCCUAAAUUGGUCGUUUUUGACCUUGAUUACACUCUCUGGCCUUUCUACUGUGAUUGCCUCUCAAAACGUGAAAUGCCAUCUUUGUAUCCCCAUGCUAAAGCCAUAUUAUAUGCACUGAAAGAGAAGGGAAUUGAUGUGGCUAUUGCUUCGCGAUCACCAACUCCAGAUAUUGCAAAAACAUUUCUUGACAAAUUGAGUAUCAAAUCUAUGUUUGUAGCUGAUGAGAUAUUUUCCAGUUGGACUCACAAGACUGAGCAUUUCCAGAGGAUUCAUUCAAGGACUGGGGUACCCUUUAACUCGAUGCUCUUUUUUGAUGAUGAGGAUAGGAACAUUCAAGCGGUUUCAAAGAUGGGAGUAACAAGCAUUCUAGUAGAUGAAGGAGUUAAUCUUGGAGCAUUGAGACAGGGGCUCACAAAAUUCGCACAAAAUGUCAAUACAUCUGAGAAAAACAAGGAAAAAUGUCUGAAAUUUUCACAAAAUUCAAAUUCAUCUAAGAAGAAAGAGGAAGAAUGAAGGAAUAGAUAUUUAUGACAUUAAAGUUAAACUGGUCAAGGACUUAUUUGAUAGUUACAUUAUACUCAAAAUUUGAUAUAUCAGUAUACCACAGAAAAGCCUUUUUCUCAUUGUUCCUUAUGCUCUUUAGAGCAGUUCAAUAGAUUAAAAAUAUUUAUGGGGUUUCAUCCCUGUUUAUUCAUCUGAUAUCACUGUUUCAGAUAGCAGCAGCUGCAGUUCACAGUUUACUUUUAGCAUCAUUUGAUAGUAUUAUUUAAGUACCAAAGUAGAGUUUCUUAUGGUUCUGUGUGCUCAUGUGUUUGUUGCAGAUAAAAUUUGUCCCUACAUGUUCAUGUGCAUUGUUGUGUGGUCUUCUACAAUACUGAUGUUUGAAUUAAUUUUGAUCUGCA
Manihot esculenta (cassava) is the source of this 1033-nucleotide messenger RNA. RefSeq names its product magnesium-dependent phosphatase 1. The coding region runs from base 72 to 644 and encodes 190 amino acids. Lineage: Eukaryota; Viridiplantae; Streptophyta; Magnoliopsida; Malpighiales; Euphorbiaceae. The transcript is spliced from 4 exons. The record is from RefSeq and is a predicted model, not a curated record. Gene Ontology annotation, molecular function: acid phosphatase activity.